AUGUCCUUCUCUCGGUCCUUGCCCCGGACCGUCGUCCGCUCCUACGGAACGGUCCAAGGCCCUCCCAGUGCUGCUACACUCGCCAGCCGGAUCCCCAGUGCCUUGGCCGAGGCCGUGACAGCCACUGCCCCGCGCACCAGCUGGACCAAGGAAGAAGUCGCCCAGGUGUACAACACGCCCUUGAACCAAUUGACAUAUGCAUCGCAAGCCGUCCACCGACGCUUCCACGACCCAUCCGCCAUCCAGAUGUGCACCCUGAUGAAUAUCAAGACGGGCGGGUGCAGUGAAGACUGCUCGUAUUGCGCCCAGUCCUCCCGGCACAACACCGGGCUGAAGGCCACCAAAAUGAGCCCUGUCGACGAAGUCCUCGAGAAAGCCCGCAACGCCAAAGCCAACGGGAGUACUCGUUUCUGCAUGGGCGCCGCCUGGCGCGACAUGCGUGGCCGCAAGACCAGUCUUAAGAAUGUCAAGGCCAUGGUUUCCGGCAUCCGCGACAUGAACAUGGAGGUCUGCGUGACCCUCGGCAUGAUCGACCAGAACCAGGCCCAGGAGCUGAAGGAGGCCGGCCUGACUGCGUAUAACCACAAUCUUGACACCUCGCGCGAAUUCUAUCCCAAUGUCAUCACUACUCGGUCAUAUGACGAGCGUCUCAAGACCCUCGACCAUGUCCGUGAUGCUGGUAUUAAUGUCUGCUCUGGCGGUAUCCUGGGUCUUGGCGAGUCCGACACCGACCGCAUUGGUCUACUGCACACUAUGUCCUCGCUGCCCAAGCACCCGGAAUCGUUCCCUGUCAAUGCGCUGGUUCCUAUCCCCGGUACCCCGCUCGGCGACCGGAAGAUGAUUCCCUUUGACCGGUUGUUGCGGACUGUUGCCACCGCGCGAGUCGUGAUGCCCGGUACAAUUGUUCGAUUGGCGGCCGGUCGCAUCGCUCUUAGCGAGGAGCAGCAGGUGGCUUGUUUCCAGGCGGGUGCGAAUGCAGUCUUCACGGGUGAGAAGAUGUUGACGACCGACUGCAAUGGCUGGGAUGAGGACCGCGUGAUGUUUGAGAAGUGGGGAUACUACCCCAUGAAGAGCUUUGAGAAGCCCGAGCCUAAGCAGGCGCAGACGGCCGUGCCUCCGAUUGCCGAAGCGGAAACUGCUGCGCCGGUCGCAGCUCACUCUUAG
Molecule: messenger RNA, 1164 nt
Organism: Penicillium argentinense
Lineage: Eukaryota; Fungi; Ascomycota; Eurotiomycetes; Eurotiales; Aspergillaceae
Product: biotin synthase
Exons: 2
Coding region: 1-1164 (387 amino acids)
Biological process (GO): biotin biosynthetic process
Cellular component (GO): mitochondrion
Molecular function (GO): 2 iron, 2 sulfur cluster binding; biotin synthase activity
Source: RefSeq, a predicted model, not a curated record